Molecule: messenger RNA, 1565 nt
Organism: Ectocarpus sp. CCAP 1310/34
Lineage: Eukaryota; Phaeophyceae; Ectocarpales; Ectocarpaceae
Source: the annotation of a GenBank genome assembly
AUGGUAGACGAAGUCGUCGUGAUGAUUGUCGGGAUUUACGUGGAUGACAUUUUGGUGGCUGGGUCUGACGAGGAUUGCGAGGAGUUGCUUGCUUCUCUCAACAAGAAAUUUCCCACCAAAAACCUUGGAGAGUGUCAAUGGUUUGAUGGGUGUGCCAUCGAGAGAGAUGCAGAUGCUGGGACUCUUAGAAUCUCCCAAACCGCGUAUAUCGACAGCAUGGUUGAACGCUUCGAUGUGCAAUCAACUUCCCGCAUCCCCGCUACCCAUGGUACCGAUCUAGGGCCGAAGCGAGAGGAUGAGGAGGGAGGGGGGUGGCCGGUGAGGGCGGCCAUCGGCAGCAUGAUGUGGGUGUCAACUGAUGAGGAGGGAGGGGGGUGGCCGGUGAGGGCGGCCAUCGGCAGNAUGUGGGUGUCGACUUUCUCGCGUCCAGACGUCUCGUUCGCCGUGCGUGCGGUAGCGCGCCACGCCCACGCCCCGGCGAAGCGGCACUGGGAUGCCAUACAGAAGAUCCUCGGCUACCUGAAAGGGACGAGGGACCUCGGCAUCACCUACCAACGGGGAUCGGGGUUAGGGCUUGCCGUGUACGUAGACGCUAGCUACGCCGACACGGAGGAUGGGCGUUCAGUGUCAGGGUUCGCGACGACGGUUGGAGGGCAGAAGCGAAAGGCAUCAUCGCCUUCAACAGCAUCAGCCAAGAAAAAGGGGAGGGGAACAUCCAACCCGCCGACAGGGACCCACAACAUUAUCAAUGCCUUCGCUAAAGGUAGUGGCAAACCGCUGGAUGAGCUCCAGCUCUCGGACGAGCAGCGAAACGUAAUCGACGCUCUUAUCAAGGAGCUGGUCAAGAUCAAAGUAGAAGAAGCAGCAGCAGCAGAGCGCCCCGCAGCACAGAGCGAGGGCGUGCCUUCCGAAGGAGGCGACACCCGGCUGGAGAGGCCGGCUGGCUCGGAGUCAAGCCCGCGACCCGAAGACCAGCCCCGAUCGCCGGCGGACGUCAGCCUCAUCGACACCCUCGCGCGGGCCUUGCAGAGGGUCAAGAUAAAACCGGAGGAUGAAUACAGGGAAGUCCCAACCCCUAAAGAAACAAUACGUACUAGCGCAGGGAAGACGGAUGCGAAUAUCUCGGCAUUGAAGGUGGAGCAUGGGACGGAAGCUGUAGAUCGGGCGGUUAAGGCUUGGCAGCUAAUUAUAUCCAAGAUACAAGUACCGACAAUAGUCCCUGCAAUCCUAGCUAGUGGUUGCCCCACUGAAUCGUGGGAUCAAUUUCUCAACUUUUACCGAGUGCACGCAGAAACGGACAAGUUGGAGUUGCAGGGGCAGUGGUACUCGUUGAAGCAGCAAGUAGGGGAGGAGCCCCGGCGCUAUCUCACAAGAGCAUCAGUACUUCGCCAGAAACUAGAAGCGUACGGUUGGGUGCAAUCCGAUCAUGAUGCUAACGUCCACUAUGUACGCAUCCUCCUGCCCGAUUUCAAUGUGCAGAGGAGCGUGUUGUUGGCGCAUUCGGAGGUCAAGACGGAAUUGGUAGAGAAGGUGAUUCUGACUGCCUGGGCGGAGACGGAGGCCGC